GUGCAAGGGAGCAUCGAGAACGGGAGAAGAACUCCUUACUUUUUAUGGACUAAGUGAAUCAAGUGAACUUAAAGUGAAGUGCAAUUGGACGAUUCAAGUUGGUGCAAAAAUAAUACAGUGAUUAAAGGCGAAAGGAUUGAACAAGAAGUGCAAUAAAACAAUUAACAAUGAUUCCCAACCUUCUGCUCGGGCCCCUCCUGCUCUGCCUCGGCAAGAUCAGCACCACCCGUGCCGAACUUCCCCGAUCCGGCUUUUCCGGCUACAACUACCCCAAACCAUCGAUCCCGUUCAACCACGGUUACACAUACACCAAACCAAGCUGCCCGCUGGUUCUUCCUAGCACCAGCUACCUCACCGCAACGGUCACCGAAACCAGCGUCGUAAUGACAACCCUCCCUCCGCUGACCACCACAGAAGUCCAGCUGUCCACCUCGUUCGUAACACUCCCCCGAGUUACGGAGUACUCAACCCAAACGCAGCUGCAAACGUUGACGCUCACUUCAACAGACUACCUCACCUCGACGACCACGGAGUUCCAGAUCCAACCGACCACCAUCACUUCGUACCUCACGUCCACGUAUUGCGCCCCCAAUACGUACCUUCCACCGGAGCCACCAAAGAACACCUACCUCCCAGCGGCCACUCCCCCUCCACCACCGUCCAACACGUACCUCCCGGCCCAGCGCGAGUCCAACAUAGAACUGACCACUCCAAACAGCUUCCUGCAGAGCUUCGGCUUUGCCCAGGCUGGACCCAUCAAGCGGAUGACCGAGGACAUCCAGGCCAACGGGCUAGACUCAUCACCGUCAGCGGAUCCACUCAAGCUUGACCUCGCCUCCGACAGUAGCGAGCUGACCUUGACCAACAUCGGGGCACCACCGACCGGGUCUUCCGGCAAUUCUACGCUUCAGCCCCCAACGAUCAACAUCAUCUACCUGGAUCGAGCGGGUGGUGGAGAUCAGCAGUCGGAACAACCGAAGGCACCCCCGGCGGACCUCAUGAACUGGCUGCUCUGUCGGUUCAAUCUAGUCAACAUGACCUGUCUCAACUAACGAGGGAGGGCCUGGUGAUCAAAAGAGGUUUCGUUUCGAGUGUACAUUUAGGGUUGUGAAUGAAUGUGGCGAAGUGAUAAAGCUAAAAUUUGAGAAGAAAUACGCCAAGGCGU
This is a messenger RNA of Culex pipiens pallens (northern house mosquito), 1165 nucleotides long. RefSeq names its product mucin-2-like. The transcript is spliced from 2 exons. The coding region runs from base 168 to 1052 and encodes 294 amino acids. Lineage: Eukaryota; Metazoa; Arthropoda; Insecta; Diptera; Culicidae. The record is from RefSeq and is a predicted model, not a curated record.